This is a messenger RNA of Cololabis saira (Pacific saury), 1124 nucleotides long. It is a transcript of the gene cisha, whose product is annotated as cytokine inducible SH2-containing protein. Gene Ontology annotation, cellular component: phosphatidylinositol 3-kinase complex. NCBI's taxonomy places the organism in Eukaryota, Metazoa, Chordata, Actinopteri, Beloniformes, Belonidae. Gene Ontology annotation, molecular function: 1-phosphatidylinositol-3-kinase regulator activity. The record is from RefSeq and is a predicted model, not a curated record. Gene Ontology annotation, biological process: intracellular signal transduction; phosphatidylinositol phosphate biosynthetic process. Bases 387 to 1070 code for a protein of 227 amino acids. The transcript is spliced from 3 exons.
UUAGAGUUCUCAGAAUAGACUUCUAGGAAAUGGUUCAUUUUAAAAGCCAAGCCUUUACUUUCUGCCGUUCUCACAUUUGGUUUGCCACUCUCGCGAAAAACACACUCCGAAACCGCUCCUGUACAUUGGAGUUUUCCAAACGCUUCACAUUUAGGUGGCUUUUAUUUAUUUUAUCCUUUUUGUUUUUCAUUAACGAGAUUAGAUAGUGAUCGGCUGCGUGUCUUUGUAUCGCCUUCAAGCCGCCCCUUCCACGCACAACCGGCGCAACAGGUUCGCUUGUUUUUCUAGUAAAAGGUGCCGACUUUGUAGGUCAUACCUUCUCUUUAUAUGUUUUUAUUUCCCGAAGAGGCAUUCUGAUCGGAUUUGACUCCAGAGGAUUUAAUAGCAUGAUUCUUUGUGUGCCAGGUCCCAGAGCUCUUCUGCCUGCCGCCCCAUCCAUCGAGGGCCCGCGGGGCAUGCGAGCAGGAACAACACCUCCUACCCCAUGCCUUCAAAGCACCCCUCAAAUAUGGGACUCCACGAAGGACCUACGAGCAAUUGCCAGCAACUUCUGCCAUCUAGAAAAUGCAGGAUGGUACUGGGGAGCUGUGACGGCAGCUCAGGCUCACGCUGCACUUCAAGAAGCAUCUGAGGGAGCCUUUCUGGUCCGAGACAGCAGCCACCCUCUCUACAUGCUGACCCUGUCAGUCAGGACUGCGCGUGGACCCACAAGUAUCCGGAUCCAGUACAGCGGCGCUCAGUUUCUGCUGGACUCCAGCUCCCCGGCCCGGCCCAGCCUCUCGUCCUUCCCCAACGUGCCCAGUUUAGUGCAGCACUACAUGGGACCAAAGGGGAAAGCAAAGGAGGGGAAGGUUGAAGAAGAGGAGGCUCCUUCAAAACCCUCCGAGCACACUAUCCAGGAGACGUCGUUGAUACUCAAACUGAAGCGGGCUGUGUACAAGCCCCAGAACCUCCCCUCUUUACAGCACCUAACACGUCUCGUCAUUAACAGACACACCGAAUGCCCCGAGCAGCUCCCACUCCCGAGGCCUCUGCUGUGUUACUUGCGGGACUAUCCCUUCAAGGUAUGAGGUGUGUGUGUGGAGGGGUGUCUGUCUGUAAAAUCUGCCACUACGGACAAAUCA